Mus caroli (Ryukyu mouse) is the source of this 2541-nucleotide messenger RNA. It is a transcript of the gene Atg16l2, whose product is annotated as autophagy related 16 like 2. Gene Ontology annotation, biological process: autophagosome assembly. NCBI's taxonomy places the organism in Eukaryota, Metazoa, Chordata, Mammalia, Rodentia, Muridae. The record is from RefSeq and is a predicted model, not a curated record. Gene Ontology annotation, molecular function: protein binding.
UCCCCGCCGCUGCCGCCUUGACGUCGUGGAGUCCCCGGGAGGCUCCGCCCCCCUGCUCGGGCUGGAGCUUUGCGCGGCAGCUAGGGACUCGGCGGCCAUGGCAGGACCCGGCGCCCCCUGCGAUCCCUGCGCGCCCGCCGCUGUCUGGAAGCGCCACAUCGUGCGGCAGCUGCGGCAUCGGGACCGCACGCAAAAGGCGCUCUUCCUGGAGCUAGUGCCGGCUUAUAACAAUCUCCUAGAGAAGGCUGAACUGCUAGCCAAGUUCUCAGAAAAGUUGAAGUCCGAACCAAAGGAUACCAUCUCCACCCGACAUGAGGACUGGAGGGAGGAGGUCUCAGGGACAGGCCCUGACCAAGUCUCAUCACCAGCCUCUCUGAGGGUGAAGUGGCAGCAGGAGAAGAAGGGGCUGCAGCUGGUCUGUGGUGAGAUGGCCUACCAGGUGGUGAAGAAGAGCGCAGCCCUAGACACCCUGCAGUCACAGCUGGAGGAGCGGCAGGACAGGCUGGAAGCCCUGCAGGCCUGCGUGGUUCAGCUACAGGAGGCGCGGGCUCAGCAGUCCCGGCAGCUGGAGGAACGGCAAGCAGAGAACGCGGCACAGAGAGAAGCCUACGAGACGCUGCUCCAGCAAGCAGCACACCAGGAGGCGGCACUGCGCAGGCUCCAGGAAGAGGCACGCGACUUGCUAGAGCAGCUUGUGCAGCGUAAGGCGCGCGCCGCCGCUGAGCGCAAUCUACGUAAUGAGCGUAGAGAGAGGGCCAACCAGGCUCUGGUGUCCCAGGAGCUGAAGAAAGCGGCUAAGCGGACUGUGAGCAUCAGCGAGAUCCCAAACACUCUAGAAGAUGGGACCAAAGAGGAGACUGUGGCUCUAGCUCCUGCCGCUCUGCCUGAGUUCUCGGAGAGUGAGACUUGUGAAAAAUGGAAGAGGCCUUUCAGCUUCAAGAAAAGAAGAGGUCACUCGGUUGGGGGCGCACCUGAGCAGCGGUACCAAAGCAUCCCUGUGUGUGUGUCUGCCCAAAUUCCCUCCCAGGCUCAGGAUGUCUUGGAUGCCCAUCUCUCUGAGGUCAAUGCUGUUUGUUUUGGCCCCAACAGCAGCCUCCUGGCCACUGGAGGGGCUGACCGGCUGAUCCACCUCUGGAAUGUUGUAGGAGGUCGCCUGGAGGCCAACCAGACCCUCGAAGGAGCUGGCGGCAGCGUCACCAGUGUGGACUUUGACCCCUCAGGCUCCCAGGUUUUGGCAGCUACUUACAACCAGGCUGCCCAGCUCUGGAAGGUGGGAGAGACUCAGUCCAAGGAAACAUUGUCCGGACACAAGGACAAAGUGACAGCUGCCAAAUUCAAGCUAACAAGGCACCAGGCAGUGACUGGGAGCCGAGACCGGACAGUGAAGGAAUGGGACCUGGGCCGCGCCUACUGUUCCAGGACUAUCAAUGUCCUUUCCUACUGCAAUGACGUGGUGUGUGGGGACCAUAUCAUCAUCAGUGGCCACAAUGACCAGAAGAUCCGGUUCUGGGACAGCAGGGGCCCUCACUGCAUCCAGGUCAUCCCUGUGCAGGGCCGGGUUACCUCCCUGCACCUCAGCUAUGACCAGCUGCAUCUGCUUAGCUGUUCCCGAGACAACACACUCAAGGCUAUCGACCUGCGAAUCAGCAAUAUCCGACAGGUGUUCAGGGCAGAUGGCUUCAAGUGCAGUUCUGACUGGACCAAAGCUGUGUUCAGCCCUGACAGAAGCUACGCACUGGCAGGCUCCUCAAAUGGCGACCUGUACAUCUGGGAUGUGAACACCGGGAAACUGGAGACCAGCCUACAGGGACCCCACUGCACUGCUGUUAAUGCCGUGGCUUGGUGCUUCUCCGGGAACCACGUUGUGAGUGUGGACCAAGGCAGGAAGGUGGUGCUCUGGCAUUGAGUGGCACAAGUUCCCUGUAUGGGUUGGACUCUGAAGCCAGAAGCCAAAGAACAGCUUCCCUGUGCUCAGGACUCCAGAGCUGGGGUUGGGGUCUACUACAGAAUUCAUGUGAGGGCCAGGCAGGACCUGGCCUGUUUGUUAAAAAUCAAAGUGUGGGUUAGGAACUACAGUUUUGUUUUUUAAAUCUAUUUGUUUAUUCUCUUCAGUGUUAAAAACUGUAUCUAAGCCAUGCCUUGCCUCUUUGAAGCAUUUGUGGGUACAGAGACACUUAGACUUAGCCUCUUCUUUUUCCAUAGAUGUAGGGCCUUGUAGCAGAGCUUCUGCCUGGGAGAUGGGCUGUUCCAGUCUAGCUGUGGGAUAACAUGAAGAAAGGCUCAUGCAGGGGCAGCAAAGAGCAGCUUUUCAUCUAGGGAAUGAACCUGAUGGAAAGGGUCAAUAAACUAGAGUGACAUCGGAAUAGCUGGUAGAGGCCUGCCUGGAGCCUGGGACGAUGGUCUGAGCUGUAGUCCUAUGUCCUGGAUGAUGGGUGGCCUCCUGCCACUAUCUCCCUCCCUUGUAUGUUACCUCUGCCCUUGCAGCCACAGUGCCAGUCUCUGGGGCGACUGCGCUUAGUGCUGCUCUCUAAAGGUGCCUUC